AUGAUGUUCUUCUGGGUCUUGUUGUUUCUUUCCCUUCGGAGUAUUCUCGCCGAAGCAGAACCCGAUAAUGAUUUGAUGUCCUUUGUUACCCUCCCGGAAGUGAGGGCCCUGAAAUUCAAUGUCGCCUACUACGAUCGUGAAGCCGUGAGCCCGGGCUAUUGGUUCGUGGCGCCGUACGGUGUCAUCGAUCCAGAGGCUCCCACGAAGCAAUGGAAGCCCUGCCAAGUCGGCCCAUACAUCUAUGAUGCAGAUGGCUCUCUCGUCUGGGCUGGAUCCUGCAUGUUCGAUAACCGCAACGUUUUCGAUUUUAAGGCGGUCCACAACAUUGACGACCAGCCUCACUUGUCAUUCAUCCUGCAGCACGCCUAUCACGAUGACGGCAAGGACAAGGGUCUUGGGUACAUUCUGGACCAACACUACGAACCGGAGAAUGCGGUUCGCGUGACCAACGAUCUCAGCUCUUUCAACAUGCACGACUUUAACAUCCUCGAUGGGGGCAAGACCGCCUUGGCCUGUGCGUAUCGCAAUGAGUUCGUCGACCUGGGUGACCUUGGCCGUCCCGAGGAAUACGGCUGGAUCGUCGCCGGUGGGUUCGUGGAAAUGGACACGGCCACCGGGGAGGUCCUGUUCGAGUGGAGCUCUCUGGGUCAGAUCCCCAUCCAUGAGUCCGUCAAGGUGUUACCCAACUCGCCCCCGGCCGGGGAACCGGGCUGGGACUACGUGCAUGUCAACUCGAUCGAUAAGAACGCCGCCGGCGACUACCUCCUGUCGGCGCGGUUCACCAACACGAUCUACCUCAUCUCCGGCGACGAUGGCCACAUCAUCUGGCGUCUGGGCGGCAAGUCCUCCGAUUUCAUCAUGGACUUUACCUUCUCCAAGCAGCACCACGCGCGCUUCGUGGAAUCCACUGCGAACCGCACCGUCAUCUCCUUCCUCAACAACGCCUCGGACGAGCUGGAGCAGGGCGAGGACACGUCCGCCGCGCUCUUCGUCGAGCUCAACACCACCGCCUCGCCGAUGACCGCACGGCUGCUCAACCGCUACAACCGGCCUGACGGCAGCCUCACGCGGCUGCGCGGCAGCGUGCAGACGCUCCCCAACGGCAACGUGUUCGUGGGCUGGAGCGAGCGCGGCUUCCAGAGCGAGCACUCGCCCGACGGCAAGGUGCUCAUGCAGGCCAGCUUCGCGUCGACACGAUUCUCCACCUACCGAUCGUACAAGUUUCCGUUCGUGGGGCGGCCGCUAACGCCGCCGGACGUCGUAGCCUCGGUCUACGGCACCGAGGAGGCGGACCUCACGACCAUCUUCCACGUCAGCUGGAACGGCGCCACGGAUGUGGCGACGUGGAACUUCUACGCGCGCGUGGCCCGCGACGGCGUCCCCGUCUUCGUCGGCAACACCACCAAGCUCGACUUCGAGACCAUGUACAUCGCCGACGGCUACCUGGACUGGGUGUCGGUCGAGGCCGUCGACCGCGACGGCAAUGUGCUGGGCACCUCGAACGUGCACCGCACCGAGACGCCCGGCAACUGGCGCCUGGCCGGCUUCCAGGGCGACCUCAAGCCCACGCCCGACGACCCGUCCAUCCUGUACGGGAAGAAGACCGCCGCGGCCGAGGUCGAGGACGUCGAGGACCCCGUCGACGAGUACAGCCAGGCCAAGGAGGCCGCCAAGGCCGUCUACAAGGCCUACGAGGUGCUCCGCGGCGUCGGCGGCCUCCUCAUCUCCGUCUCCAUUCUGUGCUCCGUGGGCGGGCUCCUGGCGGGCGCGUAUUGGUACCUCCGUCGUCGUCGUAUGCAGGCAUACCUCGAAGUCCCGUCCGAGGAAGGCCACCCGAUGGUGGAGCGGUCGUAA
Aspergillus terreus NIH2624 is the source of this 1854-nucleotide messenger RNA. RefSeq lists its product as uncharacterized. NCBI's taxonomy places the organism in Eukaryota, Fungi, Ascomycota, Eurotiomycetes, Eurotiales, Aspergillaceae. The transcript has 3 exons. The coding region runs from base 1 to 1854 and encodes 617 amino acids. The record is from RefSeq and is a predicted model, not a curated record.